This is a messenger RNA of Fonsecaea nubica, 717 nucleotides long. RefSeq lists its product as hypothetical. Gene Ontology annotation, cellular component: peroxisomal membrane. Lineage: Eukaryota; Fungi; Ascomycota; Eurotiomycetes; Chaetothyriales; Herpotrichiellaceae. Gene Ontology annotation, biological process: peroxisome fission; regulation of peroxisome size. The record is from RefSeq and is a predicted model, not a curated record. Bases 1 to 717 code for a protein of 238 amino acids. The transcript has 3 exons.
AUGGUCGCAGACGCCCUUGUCUAUCACCCUGCGGUGACUCAUUACCUCCGAUUUGUCGCGACGACAGUCGGCCGUGAUAAAGUUCUCCGAACGAUCCAGUAUUUCAGCAGAUUCUACGCUUGGUACUUGUAUCGUACCAAUAACCCGACCAGCGCCAUCCAGCCAUGGACCACGCUCAAGAACCAAUUCGGACUGACGAGGAAAAUCCUGCGCGCUGGAAAAUUCGUCGAACACAUACGGGCCGCUUCUGAACUAUACGAUGCGGCGGUCAAGUCGGGCAAUGGGGACAAGAUUGUGCAAUACCUUCAGGUCCUGAGACAGAUUGGGUACGGAGGCUACCUGUUCUUCGAUAUGACGACGUUGUUGGAUGCAAUGGGGGUCAAGAAAGAUGCUCGCGCGAAGAGCGUCCAGAUCACGGCGUACAAAUUCUGGCUCACAGGCCUGAUCGCAAGCGCCCUUGCCGGUGUAUACAACACCUAUAAGUUGAGAGAGCGUGCCAGGGCUGUCGAUGAGAAGGACGCCGAAGCCAAGUUGGAGAAGGUCAAGAUUGCCAGACAACAACAAAGCGUCAAUAUCCAGCUGAUCUCCGACCUCUGUGACCUGACAGUACCGAGCACAAUCCUCGGCUACACCAAUCUUGAUGACGGUAUUGUUGGUUUGGCGGGUGUGACCAGCAGUUUGCUCGGCAUAUAUGGAGCAUGGCAGAAGACUGCUUGA